GAUUUCUAACGUCUUCUUUUCAGUUCUCUCUCGCAUCACUUUCUUUUUCUGUUAUUGUCUUUUCAAGCUCCUAACACUCUAUCUAUUUUCUGUUUUUGCUAGACCAGAUUCGUCUGCGUUCCACACCGACACAAGCGACCCGUGCCGCACGUAUAUACAGCGUCGAGUAGAUCACAUCACAUCUACUCCCGCUGUGCAUUGCGCUCGACGAUCAUUCGGUUCGACCACGCCGUAAAACAAAAAGAGGUUUUUUUGCUCUCCUCUUCUUUUUACUCUCUUUAUUUACUGUCAAAGAUGUCUGCGGCGACGGAAGCAAAGCCGAAGGUGGUGCUGGCGUACAGCGGCGGCCUGGACACGUCUGUCAUCAUUCCGUGGUUGAAGGAAAACUACGACUAUGACGUGAUCGCGUGCUGCGCAAAUGUUGGGCAGGGUGGCGGCGAGACGGAGGGGCUGGAGGAGAAGGCAAAGAAGUCCGGCGCGUCGAAGCUGUACCUGCUCGAUCUGCAGGAGGAGUACGUCACAGAUUUCAUCUUCCCGACGCUGAAGGCGGGUGCGACGUACGAGGGGAAGUACCUGCUGGGGACCUCGCACGCGCGCCCCGUGAUCGCGAAGCAUCUGGUGGAGGUGGCGCACAAGGAAGGCGCUGUGGCGAUCUGUCACGGUGCGACGGGGAAGGGCAACGACCAGGUUCGCUUCGAGCUGACGGUGAUGGCGCUGGACCCCAGUCUGAAGUGCGUGGCGCCGUGGCGGGAGUGGAACAUCAAAUCGCGCGAGGACGCGAUCGACUACGCUGAGGCGCACGGCGUGCCGGUUCCGUGCACGAAGUCUGACCUCUACUCGCGUGACCGCAACCUGUGGCACAUCAGCCACGAGGGCAUGGACCUGGAGGACCCCGCGAACGAGCCCAUGUACGCGAAGCUGCUUAAGCUGUGCAACACGGUGGAGAAGGCGCCAGACCAGGCGGAGUACGUGACGGUCCAGUUCGAGAAGAGCAUCCCAGUGGCGGUGAACGGGACGAAGCUUCCGCCGGUGCAGCUGGUGGAGGAGCUGAACGUGCUGGGCGGCAAGCACGCGAUCGGGAUUGAGGACAUCGUGGAGGACCGUCUGGUGGGCAUGAAGUCGCGCGGCGUGUACGAGACGCCUGCGGGGACCAUCCUGUACAAGGCGCUGGACACGCUGGAGUCGCUGUGUCUGGACCGCGACACGCAGGCCUUCAAGCGGCAGUCCGCGGUGCGCUUCGCGGAGCUCGUAUACGACGGCAAGUGGUUCACGCCGCUGCGUGAGUCGAUGUCCGCGAUGUUCGACCAGAUGGCGGAGAGCGUGACGGGCGAGGUGAAGCUGAAGCUGUACAAAGGCAACCUUGUGCCUGCAGGUGCGAAGUCCCCCUUCUCGCUGUACAACGAGAACAUCGCGUCAUUCGGCGACAGCCACGAGCUGUACAACCAUCACGACGCGGAAGGCUUCAUCCGGUUAUUUGGCCUGCCGCUGCGCGUGCGUGCGAUGAUGCUGAGUGAGAACGGGAUGUCGAACAAGGUGUAA
Leptomonas pyrrhocoris is the source of this 1539-nucleotide messenger RNA. RefSeq names its product putative argininosuccinate synthase. Lineage: Eukaryota; Euglenozoa; Kinetoplastea; Trypanosomatida; Trypanosomatidae. Gene Ontology annotation, molecular function: ATP binding; argininosuccinate synthase activity. The transcript has a single exon. Bases 295 to 1539 code for a protein of 414 amino acids. The record is from RefSeq and is a predicted model, not a curated record. Gene Ontology annotation, cellular component: cytoplasm. Gene Ontology annotation, biological process: L-arginine biosynthetic process; urea cycle.